Salpingoeca rosetta is the source of this 1263-nucleotide messenger RNA. RefSeq lists its product as uncharacterized. Lineage: Eukaryota; Choanoflagellata; Craspedida; Salpingoecidae. The transcript is spliced from 6 exons. The record is from RefSeq and is a predicted model, not a curated record. The coding region runs from base 1 to 1263 and encodes 420 amino acids.
AUGGGGAACAAGGCGAGCAAGCGGAGAGAUGAGCGGACACUGGCUCACCUCACUGAGGUGGUGCAAGAGCUGAACGAUGACCUUGCCUUUGGGGCCUACCAGAAGGAGAUCUUUGAUCGAAUUCAAGGGCUGGCGCUCCGCAUUGAGAAGAUGGAAAGGACGGUGGAUGACCUGUCGACGAUGAUCAAGGCGCGCGGCUCGUUCCGCCGGCAUCGCAAGCUGAGCUUCCGUGCGGCGUCGCUGCGCAAGUCGCAGAAGGACGGCAGUGGGGACGACACGCCGUCUCGGCGAUCCAGCUCCAGCUCCCUUGCGGCAGGGCUGCCGCCACUGUCAUCGAUCCCAAGCAAAGGUCCCCCUGCGACAGUUGCAGGUGUCACUACACCACAGCAGCAGCAACCGCAGCAGCAGCAAGGCGACCUGAUCCAGCCUGCUACUCAGCCGCCGCCACUACCACGCGCUGGCAGCGUUCAGGAGUAUGUGCUUUCGAUCGUGGAUGAUACAGCACAGGCUGCGGGUGCGCAUUCGCGUCGCAAUGUGCCCGAGUUUGUGGAGCCAGACGAUGUGCAGUCCACGUCUUUGGCGGCCAAGGACAGCAGAACAGAAGCACAAGCGACAGGCAGUGUGUCGUUUGUCGCCGACUUUUCUGACGAUGGUGAGGAGAGGACAGAGAUGCAAGAGCCAGCAUCAUCAUCAACACAACACACAGCAGCCGCGGCCGCGCAAGUGAAGGCGGUGGAUGAAUACCUGGAGGUGACAGGUGCCGUUGGCGGCGAAACAGAACAGCAGCAGCAGCAGCAGCAGCAGCAGCAGGAGGAGGAGGGGCCAACAGCAACAACAACAGCAACAGGUACAAGAAGACGGGGCUCUGACAACAAUGCACUUGCGAAUGGAGACAGAGGAAGCGACGCGCUCUCCCCAGCUACCACCGCACCCAGUGGGGGCAGCAGCCGCGAUGGUGGUGAUGAUGGUGGUGCUGGGAACGACGAUGACGCGAAACCAAAGCGCAGCGUGCGGCGACACAAGCGGCCAAGCACGCACAGCAACCUGGGCCAUAGCGCAGGCAGCGAGGGGCUGUCUGAUCUGGUGUUUGAAGGCGCAGCCGUGGUGCCCAGUGGCGCUGACGAGGGCCCCAACGAGAUUGACUUGCUGCUCGGGCUGAAGCCCGCGAAGAAGCGAAGCUCACGGCGCAGGAGGAAGAAGAGCGCGUCAUCAUCAUCGUCGUCGUCGUCAUCAAAGACGAAGGCAAAGGCGAAGGCGAAGUGA